Messenger RNA from Saccostrea cuccullata (small rock oyster), 4948 nucleotides. Its product is annotated as low-density lipoprotein receptor-like. Gene Ontology annotation, biological process: receptor-mediated endocytosis. The coding region runs from base 109 to 2934 and encodes 941 amino acids. Gene Ontology annotation, cellular component: signaling receptor complex; apical plasma membrane; plasma membrane. Gene Ontology annotation, molecular function: hormone binding; calcium ion binding; protein binding. The transcript is spliced from 17 exons. The record is from RefSeq and is a predicted model, not a curated record. NCBI's taxonomy places the organism in Eukaryota, Metazoa, Mollusca, Bivalvia, Ostreida, Ostreidae.
CAUUGGGAGAGGUCGUCUGACGUCACAUACUCUAUCGUGCGAGGUUUGUGGAUAGAAGAGGGAUCUAGUGUAUUUGGAAAAGUCGAGGAAAAGAGAUCUGGUACCAAGAUGAAUGUUUUAUUUCAUUCACCGUUAAUAUUGUUUUUUACGAUAUUAUGCCUUGGACACAUUGCAUACUCUGAUACAGCUGGGUCUGAACCACCUCUGGUAUGUGAAGAAAACCAAUUCAAAUGUAUGAGACGAUGUAUUCCGGAGAGCUGGAGAUGUGAUGGAGACUAUGAUUGUGUAGACGAAGAUGAUAAAUCAGACGAAGAGAAUUGUCCCUCCAAGACAUGUCCAGAAGAUGAAUUUACAUGUAGAUCUGGUCACUGUGUGCCAAUGAGAUGGACUUGUGACAAUGAAACAGACUGUCUUGAUGGAUCGGAUGAAACGGAUAUUUGCAAGAACAAAACUUGUGGUAUUGACCAGUUCAGUUGUGGAAAUGGAGAGUGUAUACCAGCUAGCUGGCGUUGUGAUGGUUCUCCAGACUGUUCUAAUGGUGAGGAUGAGACGUGUGAUUCCCCUACCUGUGCUAGUGAUGAAUUCAGAUGUGACAACUCCAAGUGUGUAAACAACAAAUGGAAGUGUGAUGGAGAUGAUGACUGCGGUGACAACAGUGAUGAAAAACAAUGUCCUGAUGUGACUUGUACUGCUGAUGAGUUCCAGUGUUCAGACACGCAGUGUAUCGACAAGUUGUGGCAGUGUGAUGGCGAUGCUGAUUGUAACGACCAAAGCGAUGAAACAAACUGUACAACCAAAAAUGUAUCUAUUUGUUCAGACGAAACGGAAUGGGAGUGCCACACCGGUGAACAGUGCAUCCACAAAUCCUGGAGAUGUGACGGGGACGAAGACUGUUUGGAUGGAUCUGAUGAGGGUCCUGAAUCAGGAUGUGGAUUAACUACAUGCAGACCAGAUCAAUUUAAAUGCAACAACAGUGACUGCAUCUACCACACUCUCAAGUGUGAUGGCUAUGUAGAUUGUGUGGAUGGAUCGGAUGAAUCUGAUUGUCCUCCACCAGAGAGUCACUGUCCAGCUGACAGAUUUGACUGCUACAAAAAUGGGUCUUUAUGUAUUGAAGCCAGCAAGCUCUGUGACAGCAGAAAGGAUUGUGAAAACUUUGCUGAUGAAGACAACACACUCUGUGAAACUAAUUCAAGUACUUCGGCGAGAGAAAAGUUUGCAAACCCAUGUAACUUGAACAAUGGUGGUUGUAUGCACACAUGCAUCCCUAUUGGCACAAAACACCGGCGCUGUGAGUGUUUGGAUGGCUACCGGUUAGUGGGCAACACUUCCUGUGAAGACGUGAAUGAAUGUGACCAGUGGCCCCCAGUGUGUUCACAAAAGUGUGUAAAUGAGCCAAAGGGAUCAUACAAAUGUGAAUGUAUGCUGGGAUAUUACCCAGAAUUACUCUCCGAUGGCCAACAUAUUUGCAAAGUUAUUGGUGAGAGACCUUGGUUGUUGUUUGCCAAUAGACAUGACAUCAGAAAACUGGAGGUAGACACCAUGAUACUACAACCUGUUGUCAGUGACCUUCAUAGUGCUGUUGCUGUUGAUUAUGAUUAUUACAACAAAGUAGUCUACUGGUCUGAUAAUGUGGAAGAGAAAAUUAUGAAGGCAAACAUGUCUGAAAAGGGGGAGACAAAUGGAACAGGUGUACCUGUGAUAAACCGGGGUGUCAAGACUCCUGAUGGAAUCGCUGUGGACUGGAUCUAUCAUAACCUGUACUGGACUGACACCGGAUACAAUACCAUUGAAGUCGCCUCUGUAGAUGGAUCCAUUAGGAAGAUUCUGGUAGAUAAAGACUUGGAUGAACCUAGAUCAAUCGCUCUGGAUCCAGAAAAUGGGUGGAUGUACUUCUCUGACUGGGGAAGAACUCCCAAGAUUGAACGCAUUGGAAUGGAUGGAAACCCUUCCAGCAGAAGUGUUAUAGUGCAGAAAGAAAUUGAAUGGCCAAAUGGUUUAACGCUGGAUUAUGCUAGUCAGAGAUUAUAUUGGAUUGAUGCUAAACUGAAGAGUAUAUUUACCGCAAAGUUGGAUGGUUCAGAUAUCCGAAGAGUCCUACACAAUGCUGAACAAAUCCUCCAUCCAUUCUCCUUGACUGUUUUUGAGGACAGUGUAUACUGGACAGAUUGGUCAUCUGAAGCCAUCCGUAAAGUUCACAAAUACACAGGACAAGAAUACACACAACUUGCCCUUGGUUUGAGAGCUCCUAUGGACAUUAAAGUCUAUCACCAACAAAAGCAAAUGCACAGUCCAAAUAAAUGUGGACAUGAAAAUGGUGGUUGUUCCCAUCUGUGCCUACCAACCCCAGUCUCUCUGAAUGCAAAGGGAUAUGCUUGUGCCUGUCCAGAUAACAUGGUUCUUUUGAGGGGAAAGCAAUGUGAAGUCAGUGCACAAAGAACAACUUCAAGUCCUUUACCAACUCCUCCAUCUAAGACAGGCUCCCCUAAUAAUACAAACAGAAAUUCUUCUAGUUCUCAUGGAGUACCUUCAGCAUCAACUACAGUUCGACCUGCUGUAACAACCAAGGCCACUGAAAAGCCUAAAUCUACAACUUCUAAACCUGUAGUAACAUCCAAAGGCCCAGGAUACAAACCCAUCAGCACCAAAACUCCAUAUGUGAUUGUGACCCCAAAGAAAAACAAUGAAACAGUUGUUGAAAAAUCCACCGAGAGUCCAGUAGGAACCGUGGCUGUUAUAGCUAUUGCAGUGGUUCUUGGAAUUGCUGUUUUGGUUGUCAUUAUUGGUUGUUUCAUUUACCGCAAGUACACAAAGAGGAACAUCAAAAGUAUGAAUUUUGACAAUCCCGUAUAUAGGAAAACAACAGAGGAAAGUGUGCGUAUACAGAGAGACUCUGCAUUAGAGCCUUUAAAUGCUGAUACCAUGGAAGUCUGAUGCUCAGGAAAUAACUAGUGACAUUCCAUUUUAGUUCAUAACUUUAUCCAGUGCAUUAUGUCAGGAAGGACAUUAUUGAUUUUAAAAAAUAUCAAUGCUUAGAACAAGAACAGCUUUUAGCUAGGCAUAACCAAGGAGUUGUAUCACAGCCAUUUUAAAGUGAGGAGUAUACAUUCCAGUAAGAUCUCCUGUCCACUGAUACAACUAGACUGAGCUGGCCAGGUCUCUACCACUGCCAAGUGUGGAAACAGCUGAUACACCGGAGGGACUGAUUCUCACAGACCUCCUCCCUCCCCCCUCUUUCAUUUCCCCCCUCCACCAUAAAGAAUACUCUAGUAACUUGACAUUGAUCUGAAUUUAUUUAAUCUCGGUGCUCUUGUGAAAUAUUUACUAUCUGAGAUUUACGUUCAUCUCCAAAAUAUAUAUUCAGGACACUUUAUUUUGCAUCCUAGCAGCUUUGAAAAAUGUAUGUUUCUCCAAUUUUUCACAAGAACAAAGAUUCUGCAUUUAUACUGAAUUUAAAAUUCUUUAGAUUUUUUUUUAUUUAUUUAAGUAUUUAGUGUUUGAAUGUAGGAAUGUUUGCCAUGUCAGAUUAAAGUAAGGUAAGAAUGUAGUGAAAGACUUGCAAGAAAUGUAAACUGAGAAAGAUUUGUUAAUGCUUGUUUUAUUUGUUAUUUAUUUUGUUAUAUAUGUUACAUAUUGUGCUUAUAAAUGGGAGAAUUUAGUUAGAUUUUUGUGCAAGGUAGAAACUGCAUGUUGUGGAAGGUAACUUUAUAUAGAAGAAAGUAGAAAGGGAUUGUUAGAAGAAAAUUCACCCACCAACAAUCCAGAUUCCUCAAAGGGACUGGUUUCAUGUGUGAAUGGAGCACUAGAUAUCAUUUUAUCACUACUCAUUGUAUGGAACUAAGAAGGAGAUGCAAGAUUCAUGUAUAUUUAUUGAAGUUAGUGUCAUGAGUGUCCUGGGAAGUUUUAAAAAUAAGCUGGAAUAUUUAUAAAAAGUAUGGAUAUUGUCUGAAGAAUUCUAGAUUACUUUUGUAAUAUGAUGUAUGUUGAAUUCAAAAUAGAAUAUUUCAUUUGAUAUUUACGUAUUUAGCAUAAUAUGUUACAGGUGUUCUAACAUUUUAUGUCAUGAAGUGUCAUCUAGUCCCAUUUCUGAAAAAAGACAACCCAGGGCACAAUUGUUUGUGUAAUAUAGUGUAUUGUGAUAUAUAACAGUGCUAAAUAAUGGAGAGUGCUCAAUAGCUAGGACUCACCUAGUGAUAAUGCGCGUACCUGUUUUGUAUAGUUGUAUAAAGUGUAAAUAUGAAUAUGUUGAGCUUUAUCCACAGUCUUCACGUUGCUAAGAUUUAUAGCAGUUCUAUUCAAGCAAACAUAUCCAUACCUGUAGUCAACAAGAUUUUUUUUUUUAAUUUAUGGAAAAUAUAAAAAGAACGUCUGGUUUCUAGACUCAAUUAGUAUCUAACAUCUAUAUCCAGUUCUGAAAUUAUUCAGGUGUAUCUCUUUAGAAUUUUUCCAUGCUUCAGCAAGUACAACACUUAUUUCAUAUGUUGUCAAUUCUAGAUACACCUUUUUUUUUCCUUUGGCAAAUAAACCUUGUGUGGUCCUGUUUACAUGGUACUUUCUAUUUUUUUUUUUUAUACAAACAAUUUAGCUAUAUUUGGCUUUCAUUUUUUCAUAUAUUUAUUUUAGAUUUUCUGAAAUUUCAGAGAAUUUGAAUUUAGUUUCUGUUUCUACUUCUGAAAAUUCAUAUUCCCAUGUCUGUCUCCAUUCCAUUCCAAUAGUUUUAAGUUGUAUAGUAUUUACUGAGACUAUGUUGACUAGUAGGUAAAUCAUGUUUAAAAUGUCAAUUUUGAUAUAUGUGCCAAAAAAUAGGUUAAUUUGUGUGCAUGUACAGUGUUGUUUGUCGGUCAAUCUUGCUUAAUCGUUCUAGGGAUGAAUGAUUCAUGUUGUUCAAAUUUUUUUUGUCAGACAGGCACAAAGUGCUUUUUUGAAAUAAAAUGUUAUAAAACUGAAA